CUCGAUUUAGAAGUUCUAGUACAACAGUUAGGUUUCAUUGAAUAAUACGACACACUUGCGAAAGACUCAAUUCGUAUUCUCCAAGGUUAUCCUUGUAGCGUCUGUCAGUUUAGAAAUAGUAUAGUUUUGGAUUUAUUUUCUUGUCAUAUUGAAAUAUCAUCAUCCAUGCUUUGCUCCCUUAAAGAAGACUUGAAAUCCCUAGAAAUUAUACUAGCUAGCACUUCAACACGUCGAAAAGAAAUACUCGGAAACAUUGGUCUAAAAUUCUCCUCUGUUUGUCCUGAUGUUGAAGAGUCACUGCCUUCAGAAAACUUUCAAUCAAUACCAGCUCAUAUCGAAGCCAUAGCUAAACUUAAAGUGGAUGCAGUGGUGAACACUUUGGAUAUCAGUAAACGUAACUAUGUAGUCAUAGGAGCAGAUACUGUGGUAUGUUUUGAAGGUUGUAUUUUUGGAAAACCAUCAAGUCACGUGGAUGCUGUAAAUACACUUAGUCGUUUGAGUGGGAACGUUCACCAAGUGAUAACCGGUGUAUGUUUAAAGUGGAUUGUAUCUGGGAAAGAACAGAAAAUUGAUCAAUUUCAUGAAGUAACUAAUGUAAAGAUGAUUGAAUUAAGUCCUCUCAUUAUUGAGGGAUAUGUUCAGUCUGGAGAGCCAAUGGAUAAAGCUGGAGCUUAUGGUAUUCAGGGGUUAGGUUCAAGUUUAAUUGAGCGAAUCGAUGGAGAUUAUUUCAGUGUUGUUGGUUUACCAGUCUGUCGACUUUGCAAGUACUUAAAAGCUGGAUGUGAAGAAAUAGUGUCUAAAUUGUUAGACACAGAAUUUUUAUCCAGUCGAGUAGAUGUUCCCGAGAAAUAACUUAAAUUUAUUUAUUCAUUCUGGUGUGAUCCAGUUUAACACAUUGUCAUGAAUGACCCGUCUAUUUUUCGACUGUGUAUUCAAACUCUAUUUUCUUUUGAUUGUCAAUAAUCCCCUUGAAACAUCUAUGUCUUCCGACUUCCUGUAAUCUUGUUCUUAUUUGCUUGUCUGAAUUAAGCUCAUUCUCUCCUUACUUCUGACGAUGUAAUUGGUGUCUGAACGCCUAACUAUUCACGGUUGUAAAUGAUAGUAAUUCU
Messenger RNA from Schistosoma bovis, 1109 nucleotides. The record is from the annotation of a GenBank genome assembly. Lineage: Eukaryota; Metazoa; Platyhelminthes; Trematoda; Strigeidida; Schistosomatidae.